This is a messenger RNA of Triticum dicoccoides, 709 nucleotides long. Its product is annotated as histidine-containing phosphotransfer protein 2-like. Gene Ontology annotation, molecular function: protein histidine kinase binding; histidine phosphotransfer kinase activity. Lineage: Eukaryota; Viridiplantae; Streptophyta; Magnoliopsida; Poales; Poaceae. Gene Ontology annotation, biological process: phosphorelay signal transduction system; phosphorylation; cytokinin-activated signaling pathway. Bases 53 to 484 code for a protein of 143 amino acids. The transcript has 6 exons. Gene Ontology annotation, cellular component: nucleus; cytoplasm. The record is from RefSeq and is a predicted model, not a curated record.
CCGCCGGAUCGCCCCCUCCGCCCGCGUCUCCGGACUCCCGGAACUGCUUGCCAUGGCGGCCCCCGCGCUCAGGGGCCAGCUCAACGCCCUCCUCGACUCCAUGUUCGCCACGGGUAUUGUGGACGAGGCUUUCCAACACCUGCGGUCGGUGGAGCAGGAGGGCUUCCUUGCCGAGGUCGUCAACCUCUUCCUCCACGACGCCGACAAUAUCCUCAACGAAGUUGCCUUUCGGCUGAACCAGCCCAUGGUGAACUUCGACAGCGUGGGCGCACUGGUGCAUCAGCUCAAGGGGUGCAGCGGCAGUGUUGGUGCUAAGAAAAUGAAUCUCUCCUGCACCCACUUCCGUCAGUUUUAUGAGGCACAAAGUAAAGAAGGGUGCCUCAUGUCAUUGGACCUUAUUAGGAAUGAGUUUUAUGAUGUGCGCAACAAGCUACAAACAAUGAUUCAGCUGGAGCAGCAGAUCGCAGCCAUGGGUCCUCAGUAGUAGCAAUUGAAGCAAAAAGAUCAUGGCCCCAUAUGAUCCCUAGCAUGAUGGGGUGUAUGUAUCGCUAAAGAUGUUCAAGUGGUGUCUGGGUUUGGAGGGCGUGCUCGUAACCCUCUGAAAGACACUUGUUGUCAUGUGUGUCAAUGUUUGUGUCUGUCAACUCUAUGUACCUUGUGUGUCAUGGAUUAUUUGGUCGGUUGUUUGUUUGUUUGUUUGUGACAUGAA